AUGCAGGAGACGGGCCAGUACUGCGUCAAAUGUACUUACCGGACGGAACCCCGGGCAGAGUACGGUUACAGCGAGCCGCUGGGUUCUGCGCUUGAGACCCUGGCCCGAGGCGCUUGCCCCAAAUGGCGCGAGCGCGACCGUGAGUGCGCCUGUGAAGGAGGCGCGCACGCGGCGGAACUUGAAGCGCGGCACACGGUGCGCGAGCGCCACAGCAAGGGCGUUCAGGAAGGAGGCGCGCACGCGGCGGGACUCGAGGCGCGCGACGCGGCCAGCAAACUGCCCAAGCGUCAGAACGGCUGGAAGGUUCCCAGCAGUUCCGAAGCGCGCGCCGCGGCCGGCAACGUGCGCGCCGGGCUCGACAGCGGGGGCGCCCGCGACGGAGGUGUGCGCGGCCCCGGCCAGCCGCGGGUGACGUCCAAAGCGGAAGCGAUGCGCGUGAUCCUGCCGCUCCGGGAGCGCUGGGAUAGCGUGAGCGCGCCGGAGGCCGCGCGUGCGUUCUUCGCGGUUGCGGGCUGGCGGCCGCGCUGGCGAGCGGACGGGGACGUGAGGGCCCGUGGGGCCGCGGCACCCCACGGGCGGCGCGCGGACACCCAAGUCACCCAAAGGGAUCAUCCACGCCGCGACACGGCGAGCCCAGCGAGCGCGCGCAAGCUGAAGCGCGCGUCCACGGCGCGAAGGGCGGCCAUGAAACGGAUGCGCACCGCGCUGCGCGGCAUGAACACAGCGUCGACCGCGUACGUCCGGCACGUGUUCCGCUGUGUGACGGGCUGGGUUCCGGCGGAAGAUUCCCUCGAGGAGAGCGGCUCGAAAUUGAAGGACUGGUACAAGACUUCGUUAGCGGACGCGUGUGACUUCCUCGGCGGCGAAGCAUCGAUUCCGGGCGACGCGUCGGUUUCGGGCAACUUCCGGUUCCGGCUGAAAGCCUGGCCGGAAGAAGGCGCAGCGGACGAGCACGGAGGCUGCGAGCACAACCGGAACAGCAGAGAGAAGCGGAAGCGGUUAGAAGAAAACACCGAAGCGAGGACAGCAGGGCGGUCGGAAGGGCUCCCCGGGACGACGGCUUUGACGGGCUCUGCCAGGCACGCCGCAAAAGAGGUGAACGGUCAGGUUGAGAAAGCGGCCAGAGAGCUCAAGUCGAUAAAUAGCAACCGGUUGGAAGGAGCCCGAGUCCUGGCGGAAUUACGUAUUCAGAAGAGAAAGAGCGCAGAGUAUGGGGACUGCGACCUUCGACUUAAGCGGAGAAGGACGAUGGCGGAGCAGACUGGCUGCUCACCACAACUGGUUCAGCUCCUUUAA
This is a messenger RNA of Klebsormidium nitens, 1296 nucleotides long. The record is from the annotation of a GenBank genome assembly. NCBI's taxonomy places the organism in Eukaryota, Viridiplantae, Streptophyta, Klebsormidiophyceae, Klebsormidiales, Klebsormidiaceae.